Molecule: messenger RNA, 1953 nt
Organism: Trifolium pratense (red clover)
Lineage: Eukaryota; Viridiplantae; Streptophyta; Magnoliopsida; Fabales; Fabaceae
Product: hexosyltransferase GAUT11-like
Exons: 2
Coding region: 265-1878 (537 amino acids)
Molecular function (GO): polygalacturonate 4-alpha-galacturonosyltransferase activity
Source: RefSeq, a predicted model, not a curated record
GAAAUUUAUGAUCUCAUCAUCAUCAUUUAAUUAAUUAAUUUUUUGAACUUUUUUGUUUUUUUUUUUUGCUCUCACUUCUUUCACAAGUAACGCUUACUGAAAUUCAGAAUCCUCAAAGUGAGUGAGUGAGUGAACAUUGGUUGUUAUAUAUAAAGGACAUGAUUUUAUGCUUUGUUGAUGAAAUUAAAAUCAUGGGUUGUUGUUGAUUUUGGAUUUUGAGCUGAGUUGUUAGUGUGGAAAGAAGGAAGGAAGAAGUUGUUAGAAAUGCGGCGUCGGGUUGCUGAGUUUCGGCGCCCGAUUAGACGGAGGUUGUCUUAUGGGAUCUGUUUUCUUCUUGGAGCGUUCUCUGUUGUCGGUUUGGUUUUGUUUUUUGUUCAACAUAAUUACCAUCAAGAUCGGGUCCACCAACAUCCUCUUCUGCUGGAGAGGAAUACAAAUGUUGAACAUUUUUCAAAGAAUAGAGUGAAUUUAACCGAAGAAAUUUUAACUGCAACAUCUCUUUCAAGGCAAUUAUCAGAGGAAAUGGUUCUGGCCAAGGCUUAUGUGGUUAUUGCCAAACAACACAAUAAUUUUCACCUAGCAUGGGAGCUUAGCUCAAAGAUUAGAAGUUCCCAGCUUUUGCUUUCAAAGGCCGCCAUGAACGGAAAGCCUGUCACCAAGGAGGAAGCCGAACCUAUUAUUAAAAGCCUAUCUUCUUUAAUUUUCAAGGCACAAGAUAUCCAUUAUGACAUUGCAACCACUAUAGUUACAAUGAAAUUGCAUAUUCAAGCACUUGAAGAGCGAGCGACUUCGGCGACCGUUCAAAGCAAUGUGUUUGCUCAAAUAUCAGCCGAAGCACUGCCGAAGAGUCUUCAUUGCUUACAUUUGAAACUUACAGGUGAUUGGCUAAAGAAACCCUCCCUGCAAAAACUUGCAGAUGAGGCGAGAAACUCCCUACGGCUCACGGAUCAGCAUCUAUAUCAUUUCUGCAUAUUUUCGGAUAAUGUACUGGCAACAUCAGUCGUUGUUAACUCAACCGUUCUUAAUGCUGAAUAUCCAAUGCAGUUUGUUUUUCAUAUUGUAACCGAUGGUGUCAACUAUGGAACGAUGCAAGCGUGGUUUCUCAGUAAUGACUUUAAAGGUGCAACCAUAGAGGUGCAGAAUGUCGAAGAGUUUCAUUGGCUCAAUGAAUCUUAUUCUCCGGUUGUGAAGCAGCUGCUCAAUUCCGAAUCUCGAGCCUUUUAUUUCGGUGCAUAUCCAGACGUCAAUGCUGAACCGAAAUUGCGGAACUCCAAGUUUUUGUCUUUACUUAAUCAUCUUCGGUUUUACAUCCCCGAAAUUUAUCCACAACUUGAAAAGAUUGUCUUCCUUGACGACGAUGUUGUAGUCCAGAAAGACCUAACACCACUUUUCUCACUUGAAUUGAAUGGAAAUGUAAUUGGUGCAGUCGAAACCUGUCUUGAAGCAUUUCACCGUUACUACAAGUAUCUCAACUUCUCAAGUUCAAUCAUAAGCUCAAAGUUCGACCCACAAGCAUGCGCUUGGGCAUUAGGUAUGAAUGUUUUUGAUUUGGUUAAAUGGAAGAAAGAAAAUGUGACCGCAAUAUAUCACUAUUGGCAAGAGCAAAAUGCUAAUGGAUCGCUCUGGAAGCUUGGUACACUUCCUGCUGCACUUCUUAGUUUUUAUGGUUUGGCCGAACCACUUGACCGAAGAUGGCAUGUUUUAGGAUUAGGUUAUGACCUAAAUAUCGAUAAUCGGCUCAUUGAAAGUGCGGCUGUUAUUCACUUCAAUGGCAACAUGAAACCGUGGCUGCGAUUAUCUAUAAGCCGAUAUAGGCCACUAUGGCAUAAGUACAUAAAUCAAAGUCACACUUAUUUGCAAGAAUGUGCUAUAGGUUAAAAUGCAGGGGCCUCUCCGACAUUUUGGAGACUCUUGUGCAAAAUAUAAAAGUGGCAUUUUAAUAAAAUAAUAUAA